UAAGAACCGUGGUGGGAUCAGAACUGCACACUUCAUUUCCAGACUUAUACUGCAAGCGCCAAACCUUGUUUCAGUCAAUGCAGGAUCUAACCUUUUACCUCCUGACUCGUUGGAUGUAAUUUGUAACGCAUUGAAGCAAACAGCAAGUAACUUGACGCAACUAGACCUGAUGGGCAAUGUGCAUUUGUCGAGUGCCAUCUUUCCCGCAGUCUUUGACUUCAAGAAGCACGGAAAGCCAAUCAUGCUUAUUCCAUCACAGCAAGAGGCACCGCCAUUACCUCCACGCCGCACAGUCUGUUCUCCCCCUCGGAACAAAACCAAUCACCAACCACUUGGGCAACGCCAUUUCCAGCAGUCGACCACACGAACGUGCGAUUUCAAGAUACAGAAUGCAAAUCGCGAGAGAGAAAGUUGAAAGCAUGAGCAGCAGCGUGGACGAGUCGGAGCUAAGGAAGGUGUUCCAGAUGUUCGACAAGAACGGCGACGGCCAGAUCACCAAGAAGGAGCUGGGCGAGUCGCUCAAGAACCUCGGGAUCUACAUCCCGGACGACGAGCUGGACGCCACCAUGGAGAAGAUCGACGCCAACGGCGACGGCUGCGUCGACGUCGAGGAGUUCGGUCUGCUCUACCGCUCUAUCCUCGGCGAGGGCGAGGGUGCUGACGGCGGUAGCAAGGGCGACGACGAGGACGGCAUGCGGGAGGCGUUCGACGUCUUCGACCAGAACGGCGACGGCUAUAUCACCGUCGAGGAGCUUCGGUCCGUACUGGCAAGCCUCGGCCUCAAGCAGGGGCGCACAGUGGAGGAAUGCCGCCAGAUGAUCAGCAAGGUCGACGCCGAUGGCGACGGCCGCGUCGACUUCAAGGAGUUCAAGCAGAUGAUGCGCGGCGGUGGCUUUGCCGCCAUUGGCGGAUCGUGAGGACAACCGCUGAAACUGGCCAUCGAUCCUCCGGCCGUUCGUAUCAGUCGAUGUAGAUGAUUAAU
This is a messenger RNA of Lolium perenne, 982 nucleotides long. RefSeq names its product probable calcium-binding protein CML28. The record is from RefSeq and is a predicted model, not a curated record. Gene Ontology annotation, molecular function: calcium ion binding; protein binding. Lineage: Eukaryota; Viridiplantae; Streptophyta; Magnoliopsida; Poales; Poaceae.